AUGCCUCUAAGAAGAGCUAUGAGAGAUGGGUUGCAGUCUGAAGUGGUAGACCAGUCCGGAAGCGAAGAUUUUUUCAAUGACGUAGCUGGGGCUAUGAUGGAGGACUCAAACAGUUCAAAAGAAAUUGGUCAGUUUGGUUGCAUGAAUAGGGUGGCGCUGCAGAGUGAAUUUGAGAAAUCAGACGAGCUAAUGUUUCCACCGAUGCACCUUCGGCUGACUGGGUAUCGCGGGUGUAAAUGA
Arabis nemorensis is the source of this 240-nucleotide messenger RNA. The record is from the annotation of a GenBank genome assembly. Lineage: Eukaryota; Viridiplantae; Streptophyta; Magnoliopsida; Brassicales; Brassicaceae.